AUUUGGGCGAGCCCAGCCCCGUCCGUGGUAGCAGGCCAUGGCGAUGGGCAGCGGCGGCGCGGGCUCUGAGCAGGAAGACACCGUGCUGUUCCGGCGUGGCACCGGCCAGAGUGAUGAUUCUGACAUUUGGGAUGAUACAGCAUUGAUAAAAGCUUACGAUAAAGCCGUGGCUUCCUUUAAGCAUGCUCUAAAGAACGGUGACAUGUGUGAAACUUCAGAUAAGCCAAAAGGCACAGCUAGAAGAAAACCUGCUAAGAAGAAUAAAAACCAAAAGAAGAAUGCCACAGCUCCAUUGAAACAGUGGAAAGCUGGUGACAAAUGCUCUGCCGUUUGGUCGGAAGAUGGCUGCGUUUACCCAGCUACCAUCACGUCAGUUGACCUUAAGAGAGAAACCUGUGUCGUGGUUUAUACUGGAUAUGGAAACAAAGAGGAGCAAAACCUAUCUGAUCUGCUUUCCCCGACCUGUGAAGUAGCUAACAAUACAGAACAGAACACUCAGGAGAAUGAAAGCCAAGUUUCCACAGACGACAGUGAACACUCCUCCAGAUCGCUCAGAAGUAAAGCACACAGCAAGUCCAAAGCUGCUCCAUGGACCUCGUUUCUCCCUCCACCUCCCCCGGUGCCCGGGGCGGGAUUAGGACCAGGAAAGCCAGGUCUAAGGUUCAAUGGCCCACCGCCGCCGCCACCUCCCCCUCCCCCGUUCUUGCCGUGUUGGAUGCCUCCGUUCCCUUCAGGACCACCAAUAAUUCCUCCACCCCCUCCCAUAUCUCCCGACUGUCUGGAUGACACGGAUGCUCUGGGCAGUAUGCUAAUCUCUUGGUACAUGAGUGGUUACCACACUGGUUACUAUAUGGGUUUCAGACAAAAUAAAAAAGAAGGAAAGAAGUGCUCACAUACAAAUUAAGAAGUUCAGCUCUCUCCCAAGGAGAUGGUUUGUUGGUGUCCCUGGUCGAUAAGAACAGAAGUCUCCUCGUCACCUUUGUGGACUCUUGGCUAAGUGGUGUCAUCAUCAGGGUCUCCCUGUCCCGGGAGUCCAUCCUGAGUCAGCAGCAGGGCAUGCAUAGAGCAGCAGUUGGAGGAACCGAUCAAUCGAUCGAUCAGUGGCAGUGUGAGUGCAUGGAAGUCAGCCAAACUGUGACUGAGCACAAACGGACAAUUGCAAUUUUCUUAGAAUGUCAAGAUUUGUAUUAAUGCCUUUAAAAUUAAAUAAAAGCCCUUUUUUGAAA
Molecule: messenger RNA, 1226 nt
Organism: Rattus norvegicus (Norway rat)
Lineage: Eukaryota; Metazoa; Chordata; Mammalia; Rodentia; Muridae
Gene: Smn1
Product: survival of motor neuron 1, telomeric
Exons: 9
Coding region: 38-904 (288 amino acids)
Biological process (GO): mRNA processing
Cellular component (GO): nuclear body; axon; Gemini of Cajal bodies
Molecular function (GO): RNA binding
Source: RefSeq, marked validated